This is a messenger RNA of Melopsittacus undulatus (budgerigar), 1836 nucleotides long. It is a transcript of the gene G6PC1, whose product is annotated as glucose-6-phosphatase catalytic subunit 1. Gene Ontology annotation, biological process: glucose 6-phosphate metabolic process; gluconeogenesis. Gene Ontology annotation, cellular component: membrane. Gene Ontology annotation, molecular function: glucose-6-phosphatase activity. Lineage: Eukaryota; Metazoa; Chordata; Aves; Psittaciformes; Psittaculidae. The coding region runs from base 141 to 1217 and encodes 358 amino acids. The transcript has 5 exons. The record is from RefSeq and is a predicted model, not a curated record.
ACCCUUCGGUGAUGCACCUUGGGCAAAAGUGGUUUUGGGUCCAAAGAUCAGCGCUGGGACCGGUAACCUGCCCGCAGCAAACACAACCCUGCAGGGUAUAAAACCCCAGCGGCGCAGGACAGCCCGAGCCAGGAAGGAGGAUGGAAUCCAGCAUGAACCUGCUGCACGACGCAGGCAUCCAGGCCACACACUGGCUGCAGGAACACUUCCAUGGCUCCCAGGACUUGUUCCUCUUCAUCUCCUUCGCUGCCGACCUCAGGAAUGCUUUCUUUGUCCUCUUCCCUAUCUGGUUCCACUCCAACGAGGCCGUGGGCAUCAGGCUCAUCUGGGUGGCUGUGAUCGGUGACUGGCUCAACCUCGUCUUCAAGUGGAUCCUCUUUGGGGAAAGACCAUACUGGUGGGUCCAUGAGACAGAUUAUUACAGCAACGCCUCUGCCCCAGCCAUCCAGCAGUUCCCACUCACCUGCGAGACUGGCCCUGGGAGCCCCUCCGGACAUGCCAUGGGUGCAGCAGGUGUGUAUUAUGUCAUGGUGACUGCCCUCCUCUCCUCUGCCAUGGGGAAGAAGCAGAAGAAGACACUCAAAUACUGGGUGCUGUGGACGGUGCUGUGGAUGGGGUUCUGGGCAGUCCAGGUCUGUGUCUGCCUGUCCAGAGUCUUCAUUGCUGCUCACUUCCCCCAUCAGGUCAUCGCAGGGGUCAUCUCAGGGAUGGCCGUGGCCAAGAGCUUCCAGCACAUCCGCUUCAUUUACCACGCCAGCCUUCGCCGCUACGUGGGCAUCACCUUCUUCCUCUUCAGCUUCACCCUGGGCUUCUACCUGCUGCUGCGGGCGGUCGGCGUGGACCUGCUCUGGACACUGGAGAAGGCACAGAAGUGGUGCAAGCGCCCUGAGUGGGUCCAUAUCGACACCACCCCCUUCGCCAGCCUCCUCCGUAACCUGGGCAUCCUCUUUGGGCUGGGGCUGGCCCUCAACUCCCACAUGUACCUGGAGAGCUGCCGGGAGAAGCAGGGCCAGCGGCUGCCGUUCCGCCUGGGCUGUGCUGCUGCCUCCCUCCUCAUCCUGCACCUCUUUGAUGCCUUCAAGCUGCCCUCCCACAUGCAGCUGCUCUUCUACAUCCUCUCCUUCUGCAAGAGCGCAGCCGUGCCCCUGGCCACUGUCGGCCUCAUCCCCUACUGCAUCUCCCAGCUCCUGGCUGCACGGGACAAGAAGGCUGCAUAGGAACGGCCCCGCAGGUAACAGUGUGCCCGGGCUCGGGGCACUCAGACCGUGGGUGCACCCAGCACUGUUUGCUCCCCUAAACCUGCACAUACUGUGGACAGUGAAGGUGCUGCCGGGCAGCUCCUGCAUGGACCAUAGUGCUGGGCACAGCGUAGGCUCUGGUGGGCUGCGGCCAGCCCAUGGCACGGGGCUGUCAGGGCUCUCCUGCCACCCUGCUCGCACCCAGGACCUGGUGCAGGUGGGGACAAGGCUGUGCCCCCCUGCAGCUCAUGGGGCCGCACCACUGCCAUGCUGCAGGGCUGGAGACGGCACCACCGGGAGCAGGGUGCUCGCCCAUGGGUGCUCAGGGGCUGGAGACGGCACCACCGGGAGCAGGGUGCUCGCCCAUGGGUGCUCAGGGGCUGGAGACGGCACCACCGGGAGCAGGGUGCUCGCCCAUGGGUGCUCAGGGGCUGCUGGCGAGGCGGCUGUUACAGGAACAGCAGACUGUGAUUUGGAGACAAAGCACUGGCUUGCAGGAGCCCCCCAGCCCUGUGGUGUCCGGUGCGAUGUGAAGCAGCUCGGGGUACACGUAUGCAUGUGUGUGUACACAUACGGGAUGUGAGUCUGUACACACAUA